AGUCAAUAGAAUUUUUCUUAAGUAAAACUAAAUAUUUUACAAUUUUUCUCAGAUAAAAAAACAAAUAUUUAAAAAAUAGUGGGUCAGAUGACCCCACUCCUUCCCAUUUACAUCCGCCCCGGAAACGGUUUAAAUAGAGAAAAAAACAAACCAACAUUGCUAAACAAAUCUAUACUAGAAGAAGUGAGGGACAAACCAAAGGAACCUUCACAAAAAAUAAUAAAGCAUGAUGACUUGAGAGAACUCCUUUGAACAAGGAUAAGCGAGGACACCUUCCAUGACUAGAACCUUCGGUUUGCAAUUUCUCCUACGGUAAAUAGUCCAUGCAAUUGAAAGAAAAAAUCUCUAAACUCCAUGAGAUAGAAAAAUUUCAGUUCAAAAGUCAUCAACCGGAAGAUGAUGGCAGAGAUGGAUUAAGACGCCAAAUUGAAGACAGACUGGAGAGGAGAUCUCGAUCGAAUCAUUUAAGAAAAGACAAGGAGCAAUUUAACUCAAAACCAGAUACAACCUUGAUUGAGAGACCGAAAAGGUUGAAGAUCGAGACCCGACAUGAGCCAAAGAAAGCUCAAAACAACCAUGCAAUUCAGUUAAACCAUUAUCAAGGUUUCAAACAAGAAAUCAAUCUUAAGGAUGAGAAGUCCAACUCACUCCGACUAGAUAGAUCAAGAAAUCAAAGAAAUAUCAAUUGAAAGUUCUCACUUCCUCCGGUUAGAAUAAGAUUUUAGAUCUGGAAAUCUAUCCGAAGAAGAAAACAAGAACAAGCCGAGAGGAUCAAAACCGUAAAAUCACAAAAGCAAAACAUCAGGAAAUGCAAAUACCGACUCUGCCUCUGUGGAAGCAGCCGGAGCUGGUAAACCGGCGUUAACAAGAGAAAACUUUUAGAGAGAGGUCAGAGGAUUGAGAGAGAGAGAGAGAUUUUGAAAUAAAAUCUUUCACUAAUCUA
Molecule: messenger RNA, 943 nt
Organism: Eruca vesicaria subsp. sativa (arugula)
Lineage: Eukaryota; Viridiplantae; Streptophyta; Magnoliopsida; Brassicales; Brassicaceae
Source: the annotation of a GenBank genome assembly